Molecule: messenger RNA, 2790 nt
Organism: Volvox carteri f. nagariensis
Lineage: Eukaryota; Viridiplantae; Chlorophyta; Chlorophyceae; Chlamydomonadales; Volvocaceae
Exons: 8
Coding region: 1-2790 (929 amino acids)
Source: RefSeq, a predicted model, not a curated record
AUGGAUAAAGCUUACGCGUUCUGCCGCCUUCGGAGAGCGUCGGUCGUGUUGGUCAUCCUCGCAUGUGCUUUCGCGCACGUCCACGGCGCCCGAAAACUUCAUCAAGAUUUACAUAAAGUUGAAGAUAUCAUGCAAGGUGGUGAGUUUUUUGACGCUCAAUCCGAGUCCCACAUGAAAGCAAUAGAGUCAGCCCUCGCAGCACUUACGGCCGAAGACAGCGACACUCUCCACCGCGUGCUCUUAGAAGGCGCAGCUGCUUAUCCACCUUCGCAGCCUCCAUCUCCGCCUACUCCAUCCCCAUCUUCAUCGCCGCCCGCUCCUUCCCCUCCGCCUCCGCUCCCACCUGGCUUGGCGAUCGAGAUCGGCGAAUACAGCGCCAAGUUUGUCAACUCGUCCCUCAGCAGGGGUCUUGACCCCACCGAUAAGGAAUCCUUAGAAGCUUUCGUCGGUGGCUUCAAAAACAUUACCGCUGACUUUUUCGGUAUCUCGCCCAACAACAUUAUCGUUCGCGGCGUUUACAAGGGCGGCCAGCAGCUCACUCGACGCAUGAUGCUCGCCCGGUCGGAGCGUACUUGGACCCACCGUCAACUGGCAACAGCUCUCCCGGCCAACUCUAACAUGCGCUUGCUAAUCCACGUGCGCUCCUACGUCGCCGAUGGAGCGACUGUGGGGGCCCUGCGCCAGGCAGAGCGUGACUUGAUGCAGUCCGUUCCCAGCAUCCCUGCCGCCGCCGCGACCGUGUAUACCGCACCGUUGGCUCCCUUGAACCGCGCCAUGGCGGAAACGAGCAACGACAACAGUGUGGUGAUUGUGGAGUUUACGGUAGUGCAGUACGUCGAGGUGGUUCUGCCGCCGUCACCGCCGCCGUCACCGCCGCUUUCACCGGGCGAAAUUGCCCCGCCCAAUGUCCCGCCGUCUCCGCCACAACGGCCCACACAUCCGCCGCCGCGGCCUCCCUUCUCGUUUGAGCGUCUGGCGGAUAGCCUUGGCGCCCUGAAACCGCCCUCUUUGCCGCUGACGCCGCCACCCCAGCUGCCCUCGUCGCCCCAGCCGCCGUCCCCCAAGCCUCCAUCGCCGCCGAGUCCUCCAUCCCCAUCCCCACCGCCGCCCGCUCCUUCCCCUCCGCCUCCGCUCCCACCUGGCUUGGCGAUCGAGGUCGCCGAAUACAACGCCAAGUUUGUCAACUCGUCCCUCAGCGGGGACCUUGACCUCACCGAUAAGAAAUCCUUAGAAGCUUUCGUCGGUGACUUCAAAAACAUUACCGCUGACUUUUUCGGUAUCUCGCCCGACAACAUUAUCGUUCGCGGCGUUUACAAGGGCGGCCAGCAGCUCACUCGACGCAUGAUGCUCGCCCGGUCGGAGCGUACUUGGACCCACCGUCAACUGGCAACAGCUCUCCCGGCCAACUCUAACAUGCGCUUGCUAAUCCACGUGCGCUCCUACGUCGCCGAUGGAGCGACUGUGGGGGCCCUGCGCCAGGCAGAGCGUGACUUGAUGCAGUCUGUCCCUAACGCCGGCACGGUCCGCACCCGGCCAGUGUACGAGGUGUCGUCAACGGCCGCGGGUCGCAUGGCGCAAACGAAUAGCGAUGGCGGUGUGGUGAUUGUAGAGUUUACGAUAGUGCAGUACAUCGAGGUCUCGCUGCCGCCGUCGCCGCCGCCAUCACCCCCGCUGUCCCCCGACGAGAUCGCCCCGCCCAACGCACCACAGUCUCCCCCACAACGGCCCACGCAUCCACCGCCGCGGCCUCCCUUCUCUUUAAAGCCGCCGUUGCAGCCGCGCACUAUCACCUCGAUCAACGUGACGGAAAUGUGGGGCCAGGGCAGCAUCGUGAGCCCUUCGAAACGCACAGACGACGGCGAUCUGGAGCCCGGCACUGUGGUCUGGUCCGACGAUCCUAUCUUCAGGACGUACCGCAAGCCGCGCAGCGCACUCAACCUGGUGUUUGCUAGUAAGCACAUGACGUGUGCGGUGAUGCGCGGCGUGUGUGCGCCCUGUCCGCGCGCCUGGGAGGCAACGAAGACCUUCCGUACAGUGCCAAUUUACUUCCGGCAGCCGGUCCAAAUUGACACGAUUAAGAUUCUUCAGCUCCAGAACCCUGGCGUCGUUUCUGUGGAGCUCCUUCCCUGGCCCGCAACCGCCAUUCCCGAGCUGCCGAGCUUGCAAUCCCGGAACGGCACGUUGGGUGCGCCCGUAUGGAAGGUGGAGGAGGAUUCGUCAGAGUGCGGAAUGGAUUUGGUAAUUCAGGUAUCUCCGGAGGUUUCGGGAAUGAAUAUUGCGGUGCCGCCGCGCGGGAGCCAAGAAAGCUUGCCGCCGCGGUUCCGAAGCUCUGCUGCGGGCGGCUUGUUGAUUACAGUGAAGGAGCAACGACGAACGGAAAGGCCUACGGUGAUUGAGUCGGGGGGCUCAAACCCAACUGCUGUAACGAACGAUCGAUAUGAAAACGUGUCUAAUCCAAUUGGGUUGCAUGGGUCAUGGGAUGACAACUUGUUAGCGGCUGGUGUCCGGGGGAGCGGUGCUCGUAAGGGACCCUUCAAGGAGCGAACGGCCGGCAGCACGCAAACAGCAGCAGCAGACUGCAGCAGCGCACGCCUACAGGCCCACCUGAAACCUGAGUGUAGCGGAAGCGCGGGUACAGGAUCGGCUUCCAGAGCUGUGUCCGCAAGGCCUAACAGUUACUGGCCAGGGAGCGUUGAGGAAGCUUUAACCUUAGUUGUCACCGUCUCCUUUAAUGGUGAAAGCGGCAGGCUGGAACGCUGUCGAACUGGGCUUGCCUGGUGCGAACGAUAA